GGCGGAGCUCCGCGGCGGAAGGGCGGCCGGGCGGUUCCGCUCGAGGAAGAUGGUGGCGCCGGCGGCCCUCCGCGUGGUGCGAUGCGGCGGCGGCGCUCUGCACGGCGCCCGGGCCGUCUUCUCCGUCGGCGCCAGGUUUCUGCUGUGCGCCUCCGGCGACUUCGUGAAGAUGUACAGCGUGGCCACCGAGGAGCUGGUGCGGCUGCUGCGGGGCCACGGCGACCUGGUGACGGGCGUGCAGCUCGCCCCGCACAACCACCUGCAGCUCUAUUCUUCCUCCCUUGAUGGCACCAUUAAGCUGUGGGACUUCACAGAUGGGAUUCUCAUUAAAACGUUCACCGUAGGACAUCAGCUUCUGGCGCUGUAUGCGCUGCCUGCUUCCGAGGACUCUGUGUUUGUUAUCAUCCCGAAGCGGGGUGCGAGAGAUACGUACCAACUGGUCUCAGUUAAGCUGACCAAAGCAGCAGGCCAAGACAUGGAAGCCAAGGAAUUGUCUGUGGUUUUGGAGGGUGUGGAUGCGUCGCCAAAGUGUACUGCAUUUGGAAGAGAGGGUGAAUAUGUGGCAUCAGUUAAGGAUGUUAGUCUCCAAGUUUACUUCUUUAAACGGAAGCAAUUGAACAGGUUUUCUCUGAGAGCAACAAAUAAAAAAGGUGGAAACAAUGUCUUUACUUGUGUAGCCUGCCAUCCUCAUGAGGAUUGUAUUGCGACUGGCCAUGCUGAUGGAAAGAUUCGUCUCUGGAGGAAUUUCAACCACAAAAAAGAGUACACCUUCUCUACACUGCACUGGCAUCACGAUAAAGUCCUGGAUCUAGCUUUUUCUGUAGAAGGAACCAGUUUGCUGAGUGGAGGAGUUGAAUCUGUUCUAGUUCAGUGGCACAGUGGAUCAGACUGCAAGAAGGAUUUUCUUCCUCGCUUGGGAUCUGCUAUUGAAUACGUCUCCAUUUCAUCCGAUGGCACUUUCUAUUGCACCUCACAUACAGACAACAGAAUUACAAUAAUAAACAGCAACCUGAGAUUUUCCAAAACUAUUCAAGGGCUAAUUAAAGCCAGGGAUAUCAAGACAGGUCUAGUGGUUGAUCCUAGAACCAAAGCUUUGGUCCUGAAUGGAGAGCCUGGCCACUUGCAGUUCUACUGUCUCCAAAGUGACAAACAGCUAUACAGCUUGGAUAUUGUUCAACAAGAAUACAUCCAUCAAGCUGGCUUAAACCAAUCUGACUUGGCCAGAGUUGCAUUUAGUGCUCAAGGCAAGUGGUUAGCAACAGUAGAAGAGAGAGAAGAAACUGACCUGGAGUUACAGUUGAAGCUGUGGUUCUUUGAUGAGGAAACCCAAAGCUUUAGGCUGAAUACUAGAAUAAGUAUGCCUCACGAGGAUCAUGUAACGGCGAUGUGCUUCCGUGACAUGGAUGAAAUGGAAGAUGAUUCUCUGAUGCUGGUAACAACUGGGAGAGAUUGUGUGUUUAAGGUCUGGGUGAUACUAGAAGACACGGAUCCGGAGGCGCAGCAAAGUUUGAGUUGGAGCUGUGACUUCGUAGGCAGCUACCAUGGCUACCAGGCUACCAACUGUUGUUUCUCAGAAGAUGGCUCUUUGCUUGCUGUUAGCUUUGAAGAAACUGUCACUGUAUGGGAUUCUAGUACUUGGGAUCUGAAGUGUACAUUUUGCCACCCACCUGGAAAAAUAAGGACCAUCUGCUUUGGGAGACUAACAUGUUCCAAAUACCUGAUAGGUGCCACUGAUCAUGGUUUUCUCUGUUGCUGGAAUCUGCUCAGUUGUGCAUUGGAAUGGAGUGCUCACCUCAACGUCGUAGUUCUGCAACCUGAUCCCCUUUCAGAAUAUAUUGCUGCUUUCUCCUGGCUCUUUAAAGAGUCCAGCUUGUUUGUAUUUAAGCCAAAUGAGCCACGGCCAAUCUGUAUCCAGAGAAAAUUUUGUAAGGAAAGGAUCCAGUUUGCUGCCUUUGUUCCAAGAGAUGUACCUGAAACAAUUGGAUCAGAAAAAUACCUUUGGCUAAGAAGAUCCCAACUGUUUUUUCUUACGGAUACACAAGAGCUAAUGACAGUUAGCACAAAAUCUCUGGAAGAAAGACUUACACUGUCAAGCAAACAGCUGGCAGUAGAAGAAAGUCUUCCUGUGACCCCAUUUAGCUUGCUGUUGGGAAAGCACAGACAGCAACAAUCACAGGAGGAUGUAGACCUUGGAAAAAUUGUUCGCCAUCACCGUGAGCAAGAUUCCCCUGCUGUCAAAGAGCUCCUGCACACUCCAGCACAUGUUUUGCCAUCUGCUUCCUUCCUGUGUCCCAUAUUUAUUAAUUCAUUGCUUGUCUCCAAAGAGAAUAAAAGUGUGGAAGAAGCUCCUGCUGAAGUAGAAAUGGAAAGCGAAGGAGCAGAGGAUGAUUCGGAUGAGGAAAACACUGUUACUGAAAUGAAACAAGAAGAUAUAAUGCCUACAGAAUCAUUAGGAGAGACAACACACAAACUGUCUAAAUCUGAGGAAAAAGAACUACGAAAAAUAAGAAAAACAGACUACAGUUGGAUAUCAGUUUUCUAAACAUGUUCUUUUUUAAUAGUGUAAGAUGAAGCUUUGUGGAUUAAAUAUUCUUCCAGAAAUCUUUCAAGUCCUUUGGCUGUGAAUUUUAGCAACCUUUACUGCCAUAAGAAAAGAAAACUGAGGGGAGGGAUUAAAGUUGUGAAAAAAUGGCUCUGAUCUUAGCUUUACUACUGAUUCUCUGAGCUUAGAAAAUGUUUAACCUGUAUUUUUUCCCCUUGCAAGUGCAUUUAAAAGGCUACUAGCAAAACAGAAUUUAUUAUGUGAUCAGUUACCAAAUCUCCUCAGCUGAGACCAGGCUACUGAGGCCCAAGGAAGACCAGCAAACAACUUGAGUUUGUGGACUACUUAAUUCAAGAUCUGGUAGGGCAAUCUGGGGUAGUUCUUAACAGUGCUGUGUAUGGGUGAGUAACGAGUCUCCCUAGAGGUUCGUCUGCUUCUGAGAUGGUUGACAGGUGGUUUAAUACCUCUGAGUCUAGAAUGUAUUUACCUCAGAUUUUGUGGUCUUAACAUGUUCACUGGUGUUUAUAGUGCUUGUGUGUAUUUGGCCAUAAUGAAAACUAUUCCAGUCAUCAAGAAAAUUGCAUACCUUGGAAGAAGAUGGAUCUCCUGACCACUGUACUACUGAGCCUCUCACACUGGAGCUGCAGCUUCUAUGGUGUGGUGCUAACCGUGGAUGUCAUAUCUGCUGGAAGUUGGAUUAAUCACUAGAAGCUGUGGACAGACUGUGUUUUGCUGAAGAAUACUCAGAUUAACAGUUAGAAAUGGGAAUGAUGGUUCAAAUAUUCUUUGGCAAUAAAAGUAAUGCUCUCCCUACUUAGCUACUGACUUCAGGACUGCAUUGAAAAUAAUGUGGACGACAAUUAAUCUUUUCUAACACCAGAAAUAGAAAGGUAAUUAGUGGCAACUUUUUGACAAAAGCCAUCACUUCAUUAUGUGCAUGGACUACACUAAUUCUUGAUCAAGCAUCAAGGAAAGGACAGUAUGCUGAUUUUGCUGUAAGGAUUAUUUUCCAUACUUUAAUAUGUAUGUAGUUGUUUGGUCAGCACUA
Phasianus colchicus (ring-necked pheasant) is the source of this 3590-nucleotide messenger RNA. RefSeq names its product WD repeat domain 75 (gene WDR75). Lineage: Eukaryota; Metazoa; Chordata; Aves; Galliformes; Phasianidae. Gene Ontology annotation, molecular function: protein binding; RNA binding. Gene Ontology annotation, cellular component: small-subunit processome; nucleolus. The record is from RefSeq and is a predicted model, not a curated record. Gene Ontology annotation, biological process: positive regulation of rRNA processing; positive regulation of transcription by RNA polymerase I; ribosome biogenesis.